Molecule: messenger RNA, 1161 nt
Organism: Brassica napus (rape)
Lineage: Eukaryota; Viridiplantae; Streptophyta; Magnoliopsida; Brassicales; Brassicaceae
Exons: 6
Coding region: 1-1161 (386 amino acids)
Biological process (GO): protein desumoylation
Cellular component (GO): nucleus
Molecular function (GO): deSUMOylase activity
Source: RefSeq, a predicted model, not a curated record
AUGUGUGCUUUGUUUCUAAGUGAAAGUGUGAAUGGGGCGAAAGCAGGACAGAAGGAAGCCAAAGAACCGAGUCUUACUACAGAACCGAGUUCCUCGAGAGAGCUCUGUCUUGUGAGUCCUGCAGACGACUUACCGAGUGAAGAUCCUAGCCUUCUUAUAUUGGACAAACAAGUUUCGACCGCUUCAGAUUUACUCGUUGAAGAAGCUAGAAGGCAGACAAAGAAGGAGACUGCUUUGGUGAAUCUCCGUAAAAAAAGUGUGCGAGAAAGGAAGCUUGCUCCCACACAGCAAACUCCUUUUAAGGGAAACAGCACUGCCAAACAGAUCAUUCCAAACAAACAGGUUGGCGGAGGCUAUGAUCCUUUUGCACCCAUUGACAAGAUGAAGUCGAAGGAGCUCACUGCAUGGGUGCAAAAAGAUCCUUCUUAUAAACUGCCUCUGAAAAAAAAACCACGUAGAUGUCGAAGUCGAUUCUAUCAGGUCCUCCGAACCCCCUUAGAAUGGCUAACCGACCAUCAAAUGGAUGCUUUUAUUAAUAUACUGAGGCAACGGUACCAAAACCAUCCAGAACAUUUCAGGAGCGACAGAAUGUGCUUUCUUGAUCAUGUCUUUUCUCGGCAGUGGAGGGCCUCCUACCCUGAUUUUAAGAGCGACGCUCCUGAUGCCAACGGUUUAGGAAGAAGACUCCCUGGUGGGGCGUGGAAUUAUCAUGCAGGCUUGAUACCUUCUUUUUGCCAAUCUAAGAAGGUUUGGGGGGUGGAUGUGGAUGAUAUCUAUGCACCUGUGAACUUCAAGAACGAGCAUUGGAUUGCUAUAUGGAUAUCGAUCCCUAAGAGGCACAUCGUCGUCUGGGACAGCAUUGUCUCUCAUAUUAGCCCUGCAGAACUCGAUGAGGUAAUGGAGCCUUUUGUCACAAUGGUCCCUUAUCUGCUUGUUGAGUGCGCGCUCUCUGACGAACAAAAGGUUCAAUACACAUUGGAGCCAUACACAUAUGCGAGACAAACCGUUGGAGUACCUCAGUGCCGAGCUGAAUUUCCCACCGCGUUUGACAAAAAACACGGGAAGACCAUCAGGGAGAAGAUGGCGCUGGAUAUAUUUCGAGAGCUUCCUAAGUGCCAUGAAUGGGAAAACCAAGACAAUGAUGAGAACCUGGCAACGUAG